AUGGCCCAGCCCUGGGACUACAUCGCGAAGAUCGUCUCGCUGGGCGACUCCGGUUGCGGAAAAUCCAGCCUCACCGUGCGCCUCUGCGAAGGCCGCUUCUCCCCGCACCACGACGUAACCAUCGGCGUAGAAUUCGGCUCGCGCAUCGUCCCCGUGGGCCCGCCCGCCUCACAUGCACUGCGCAUCAACGACCCCUCGCGCCCCGAUGCCGCGACCGCCCCCGCGCCCGCCAAAGACGCCGCCCGCGACCCGGCGCAGAAACACAUGAAGCUCUCGCUGUGGGACACGGCGGGCCAGGAGACCUACAAGAGCAUUACGAGGAGUUACUUCCGCGGCGCAUCGGGCGCGCUGCUAGUCUUCGAUAUCUCGCGCCGCAACACGUUUCUCAGCGCGACGAGCUGGCUGCACGAUCUGCGGCAGAUCGCGGAAGACGGCAUUGUGGUCGUGCUGGUCGGCAAUAAAUCCGAUCUCGCGCCCGCAUCUACAGUGUCUGGUGCUGAUACCCCCGCUGACGCCGCCAACAAGCGCCAGGUCCAGCGCGACGAGGCCGAGGCUUGGUGCGCCGCCAACGGCGUCAUGCAGUACGUCGAGACGUCGGCGAAGAGCGGGGAGGGCGUGGAGACGGCGUUUCUCGAGGUUGCGGAGCGCAUCUAUCAGAAUAUCGAGGCCGGUAAGUAUGAUCUUAAUGACCGCCGGAGCGGGGUCAAGGGGCCUGGCGCUGGGGGCGGUAACCGCGCGGGGUUGAGUCUGGGGAUGAACGAGGCGGCGAAGAAGGGGAGACAGCAGGGGUGGGGCGGGGGCUGCUGUUAG
This is a messenger RNA of Boeremia exigua, 810 nucleotides long. RefSeq names its product P-loop containing nucleoside triphosphate hydrolase protein. Gene Ontology annotation, biological process: regulation of endocytosis. The coding region runs from base 1 to 810 and encodes 269 amino acids. The transcript has 2 exons. Lineage: Eukaryota; Fungi; Ascomycota; Dothideomycetes; Pleosporales; Didymellaceae. Gene Ontology annotation, cellular component: endosome. Gene Ontology annotation, molecular function: GTP binding; GTPase activity. The record is from RefSeq and is a predicted model, not a curated record.